AUGAGCGAACAAAUUAUAGAGAUUCCAAGGGAAAAUUCCCCACCACACAAUGGAAAAGAAAUAACAAAGAUUGUGUGUUCUCCAAAAUUAAAAUAUAUUGCAACUUGGAGCGAUAAAGACAUGUCAGCUUGUAUAUACUCUAUUGAAGAUCAAAUGAAUCUGAAAUAUGAAGAUUGCUAUUCACUAAAAGAGCAAAUCCAACAUGGUCUUUCAAAAGAAAUCGAAUGUUCGGAUUUUUUAAAUGCUAAAAAAUUUGAUCUAAAACUAUCAGAUCAAAAACAUAUUGCGUUGAUGCCUUAUAAUGAAGAUGAAGAUCUCAGACAUGCAGCACUUUUUGCAUUAGAACGCCACGAAAUGAAGAUUUUAAAACCCUGCGAUAAUAAAAAAGAAAUAAUUGAAAGUAACUUUAUAUUUAAUAAUAAUUGCGAUUAUUAUUUACUUGUCAGGAGAGAAACUAAUUCUAAGAAUCGUUUUAUAAGCAAAUCAUAUUCAAAUAUUGAUCAUGAGUUAAAUUCUAGGAAUUAUGGUGAUAAUACUAACAGUAUUACAGGCUAUAUAUUCGAGUUAAGUGGAAAACGUAGAGAAUCUUUGCUUGUCACAUAUAAGAGGAAUGAGGAAAAUAAUUUCAAUCUACUAGAUCCUUAUAUUUUUACUGAAUCAUCUAAUAAAGAAACGGAGGAUGAAUAUCCUUAUGCGUGUAUUUUUACUGAGAAGUUUCAUGAGGAAACAGAGAAAUUACCUGAAUUAGGACAUCCAUAUUUAAUUAAUUAUAGUAUGGUUUUUUGUAUUGAUAAAAAUGAAAAUAAAUUGAAAGUCCAAAAAUUUUCCGAAUUUUUGGAGAAUAAGCUUAAUAAUAUGAACUCUAACUUGGUUGCAGAAGAA
This is a messenger RNA of Dentiscutata erythropus, 882 nucleotides long. NCBI's taxonomy places the organism in Eukaryota, Fungi, Glomeromycota, Glomeromycetes, Diversisporales, Gigasporaceae. The record is from the annotation of a GenBank genome assembly.